AUGGAAAUUCGCAUGACUGGCCUUAUACUGUGUGUCGUUGCGGCCAUAUACACUAUCGUGUCGCUAUACCGAAAAGUCACAUCGCCAGAAUGGUCCAUUCCAGGCCCCUGGCUCGCACGCUUCUCACGGAUCUGGUACUUCUGGCACGUACGGGCAGGUUCAUUCCACCACGAAAACAUUGAACUGCACCGAAAGUACGGCCCCAUCGUUCGCGUCGGGCCCAACCUGUACUCGAUCGCCGCGCCGGACAAGGAGGUCUACGGAAUUGGAUCCAAGUUUCGCAAAUCGGACUGGUACGAGGGCUGGAAACAUCCCAGCCCUGACAAAUGGGCCCUGUUCGCCGACCAGGACAUGCGCAGGCACGCCGAGGCCCGGAAGCGGUUCCAGGGCCUGUACAGCAUGAGCGCGCUGCUGUCGUACGAGAAAUACGUCGACGACUGCGCCACCAUCUUUGACCACCGGCUGACCGAGUUCGAGAGGUCGGGCGAACAGGUCGACAUGGCGCACUGGUUCCAGUGCUACGCCUUCGACGUCAUGGGCAACCUGACGUACUCGGAGCGGUUUGGGUUCUUGGACCGGGGCGACGACAUCGCCGGCACGAUCGCCGCGCUGGAGAAGUCGGGCGUCUAUUCGACCCUGAUCGGCAUCUACGCCUGGCUUCACCCGUUCGUGUACCGAGUAAUGGAGUUCCUGCCCAACAACGGGGCUUCGGGGAGGACGUACCUCAUGAACUUUGUGCAGCAGAAGAUUGACGCGCGAGAGAAAGAGCGGACUGCGGAGGGUACGAAACCGACAACAACAGCAACGCAGAUCCAGCAGAGCCAGCUCGCCCAGGAGCAACAGGAACAGACACCGCGAGACUUUCUCGACAAGCUCCGCGACGGACACCUGGAGAACCCGCAGCAAGUGACCAGAUACCACAUGUUCAUGAUGGGCCUCAGCAACAUCAUCGCCGGCUCCGAUACGACCGCCGUGUCGCUCUCGAGCGUGCUAUUCCACUUACUCACCAACCCGCACUCGCUGGAAAAGCUGCGAACAGAGAUCGCCGAGUACAGAAAGUCGCAGACAGCCACACAAGAUGAUACACCGACCCUCCCGUUCAAAGUCACCCAGGACCUCCCCUAUCUACAGGCCGUCAUCAAGGAGGCCCUCCGCAUGCAUCCUGCCACGGGCCUGCCGCUGUGGAGGGUCGUUCCUGCUGGGGGCGCCACCGUGCUGGGCCACUACUUCCCCGCAGGCGCGAUCGUCGGCGUUAAUAGCUGGGUGGCGCAUCGGAGCGAGGAGGUGUUUGGCACGGACGUCGGUCAGUUCAGGCCGGAGCGGUGGAUUGAAGCGAAAGAGGGGGGUGAUGUGGAGCGGUUGAAGCGCAUGGAAGCGUUUCAUAUGCCGUUCGGCCUCGGCUCCCGCACCUGUCUGGGUCGGCACAUCUCUACGCUCGAGAUGAGCAAGCUGGUCCCACGUCUGGUCGAGCACUAUGACUUUGAGCUGGCCAUGGACCCCAAAGACUGGCACACCGUCAAUUACUGGUUCGUCCGGCCUGAGAGAUUCCCUGUCCGGGUGAAACGAAGGGUUCCGACGGGGGCGUCAGGGGCGUCGUAG
Messenger RNA from Fonsecaea nubica, 1599 nucleotides. RefSeq lists its product as hypothetical. Bases 1 to 1599 code for a protein of 532 amino acids. The transcript has 2 exons. Lineage: Eukaryota; Fungi; Ascomycota; Eurotiomycetes; Chaetothyriales; Herpotrichiellaceae. Gene Ontology annotation, molecular function: monooxygenase activity; heme binding; iron ion binding. The record is from RefSeq and is a predicted model, not a curated record.